This is a messenger RNA of Dicentrarchus labrax (European seabass), 1721 nucleotides long. RefSeq lists its product as uncharacterized. Lineage: Eukaryota; Metazoa; Chordata; Actinopteri; Moronidae. The record is from RefSeq and is a predicted model, not a curated record. The coding region runs from base 317 to 1387 and encodes 356 amino acids. The transcript has 7 exons. Gene Ontology annotation, biological process: immune response; negative regulation of T cell proliferation; cell surface receptor signaling pathway. Gene Ontology annotation, cellular component: external side of plasma membrane.
CAUAUCAUAUCAUAUAGAAAACAAAUUAAAAGAUCCAGUCUGUAAUCUUCUGCACACUGUCUUUAUCUCUGACAAACACAAACAUAUUUCACCCUUUGACAGUAUCAUAUUUUUGUGCAUUCAUUACAGUGCAGUGUUUUGUUUUUGCCACACGGUGGCUCUAUUGGCCCCACAAUCAGAGAAACAGAAAGAAACCUGUUACAGUUUCAUAUUGAGACUUGUGUGCAACUUACAGAACUGAGACUAGGAAGAGACAAUAAACAGGUCUUGAAGUCAAUAAUCUUUUGUCCGUCCACUCGGCUACAUCACAAAGAAAAUGGCAAAUUUUUAUCUGCUGGGUUGCUUUUUGUUAGUUCUGUUCAUGGUCAUAUCAGAGUGCAGAGACAGUUCACCAGUGAUUGAGUCUGUGUCUGCUCCUCAAGAAGAAGAUGUAGCCCUCCCUUGUUUUAAUUCUAGCGUGAUGAAGCCAGAGAGCUGCAACAGAGUGAAAUUGAUAAAGUUUGCCACAGAUUCCAGUCAAGUGAAGGUUAUCCUUGCCAGGCCUCAAACAGCCAAGUUUCCAGAUGCUGAACAUGUAAAAUGGCAACGUGAUGAAAAAGGACAAAUAUCCCUUUUUCUGACAAAACUACAAAAAUCUGAUGAGGGACAGUACAGCUGUGAAAUCUGGCAAGGCUGGGACUGUAUUCAUUUCAAAAACAUAUCUUUGAAAGUAAAAGAAUGCAAAGUCCUUCAAGCAGUGAAGGCGGCGCCCAGCACACCCAUUAACUUGACUUGCCCAGUGGACAUAAAACCCCAAAAUAUCUCCUGGGUAAUGCUGAAAGGAGGCAGCCCUGUAUCUGUUAACUCUAAAAGGGUUAAAAUGAAUGGGACAUCAUUAACUAUCCAGUCUGUGAAUUACGGGGACGGUGGUUGGUACAGAUGUAAAUACAUGCUUGAAAAAAGUCAGCGUUGCUUUGACAUUAAUGUACUGGUCCAAGAAGAAAAUGCUGUUGUGGCCACAACUGUUCCAGAUAUGUCAGUUCCAGGUAUGUCAAUUCCAGCACUGACAACCAUUGAGAUUCUUUCGACAACCACGGAGAAGGAGAGCAGUGUAGCAUUAAUUCUAGUGGUGGUUUCAGUCAUCAUUGCGAUUGCCAUAAUUGCUGCGCCGAUAGGACUGCUCAUUUACUACAGACGUAACACCCAGAGAAAUACACUGCAAAUCCAGAGGCAGCCAGCAGGUACUCGUAUAGAGUCUUUCGAUGGUUAUGAAGUUGUGAAUCUUACAACGUCAGAGGCUAAUGCAAACCAACGAGUCAACAGUCUGUACCAACAAUUCCAGGAUGAAAGCUUGUGUACUUGUAAGUUGUACUACUAUCACACUUUAAUUCUCAUCAUAUUAAAAUAGCCAAAUAACAAUUUUCUCUCCUUCAUUGCAGUCCAGUUUUAGGAAAAUUGAGUCUGCUCAAGAAAAAGAAGAGGCUUUCCCUUACUAUCUAAUCUAGAUUGCGUGCUUACAUUUAUGCAUUAUGUAAAAACAUGUAACAUCUACUAAACUGUGAAGUGUCUGUUCCUUGUCUUGCAAGGAAGAGCCCCUUAUACUGAGCAGCAUGGAAAAUGCUACCCACUGUUUUUUCUUAGAAUGUUGAAAAGACUCUUUUAUGUUGCUGUAUCUAAUCAUCUGUAAUCUUAAAUGAUGUUUAAAAUGUAAUCUUACAAUAAAAUAUUUGAUUAAAUUUGAA